Vicia villosa (hairy vetch) is the source of this 1769-nucleotide messenger RNA. RefSeq names its product protein IQ-domain 26. Gene Ontology annotation, molecular function: protein binding. The transcript has 4 exons. Lineage: Eukaryota; Viridiplantae; Streptophyta; Magnoliopsida; Fabales; Fabaceae. The record is from RefSeq and is a predicted model, not a curated record. The coding region runs from base 383 to 1642 and encodes 419 amino acids.
UUACACAUAAAGUAACCAUUUUUGAGUUGGUAUAAGGCUUUUAAUGCUUAUGUAUAGUACAUGUUUUCACAGUGUACUAUUAUUGUGUUCAAAUGUAAUUAUUAGUAUUUGGUUGCAGAAUUUAAACUCAGUGUUAUAAAGGAUCAAACUUUUUGAUUAUGUGAUGUGUGAAGAGGAAAUACUCAAAUGGGUUUUUGAAUUGAAACACUACUCAAUGAGAUAUUUGAAUUAGAAAAAAAAAUUGUUUUUUUUUUGUUUGUUUCUUAGUGGGUAUCUUUCACACAUUGUUAGAAGCUUUUGGAAGUGCUUUUUCUACGUUUGGAGAGAUUGUUAUUGGGUGAGUAAGUGCUUUUUGAAUUUAAGCUUAAAAAAAAAGUUAGUUAUGGGAAAAGCUAGUAGAUGGUUGAAGAAUUUCUUAGGAAUGAAGAAGGAGAAGGAGAAAGAGAAAGAGAAGGAACAUGUUGAUGUUGAUUUUAAUUCAGGUUCAUUGACACCUAAUAAGACUAAGAAAGAGAAGAAAAGAUGGAGUUUUGGAAAGCAAGGGAAGAGUUUAGAUCCUAACAUUGCUCCAACUUCAGCUUCUGAUUCUGAUUCUGCUUGGCUUAGAUCCUAUAUGGCUGAUACUGAGAAUCAGCAGAACAAACAUGCAAUUGCUGUUGCGGCGGCCACGGCCGCCGCUGCGGAUGCAGCGGUGGCCGCGGCGCAGGCUGCCGUGGCGGUUGUGAGGCUGACAAGUGGUAGAGGUACAUUGUUUAGUGGAAGUAGAGAGAAAUGGGGUGCUGUAAAGAUCCAAACUUUCUUCAGAGGCUAUUUGGCAAGAAAAGCUCUUAGAGCAUUGAAAGGAUUGGUGAAGAUACAAGCACUUGUUAGAGGCUAUCUUGUUAGAAAAAGAGCUGCUGCAACUCUUCAUAGUAUGCAAGCUUUAAUUCGAGCUCAAACUUCGGUCAGAACGCAAAGGGCUCGUCGAUCCAUGAGCAAGGAAAAUCGGUUUCUAUCUGAAAAUCUUGCAAGAAAAUCUCUGGAACGAUACGAUGAAACACGGAGCGAAUUCCACAGCAAAAGAGUACCAACAUCUUAUGAAACACCAUUGAGUGGAUUUGAAGAAAGUCCAAAGAUUGUCGAAAUCGACACAUACAAAACCAAAUCAAAAUCUCGAAGAUUCUCCUCAACAAUGUCCGAAUACGGAGAAGAAUUACCACCGUGUCACGCAACAAUUUCCUCACCUCUUCCAACCAGAAUCUCACUUCCCGAUCAUCGAAACCAUCAACAACAGCAAGACUUUGAUUGGUAUUUCAACAAUCUCGAAGAGUGUCGUUACCCAACCACACAUAACACGCCCCGUUUCAACCAUUCGUCUUCAACGCUACCGCCAAACACACCAUCAAAAAGUGUUUGUGGCGGCGAAACCACUUUCUAUAGACCCUAUUAUUACUCGAAUUUUCCGAAUUACAUGGCGAAUACACAAUCAUUCAAGGCAAAGUUAAGGUCUCAUAGUGCUCCUAAACAAAGGCCAGAAGUUAAGAAAAGGCUUUCACUCAAUGAAAUGAUGGCUGCAAGAAACAGUUUAGGUAGUGUUAGAAUGCAAAAGCCACAAUCAUCCAAUUUACAGACACAACAAGAAGAAGAAUCAUGGAAUUUUUGAGAUUCUUAGUUAUCAAAUUAUGUUAUAAUGUUAUAGUUAGUGUUUUUGAAUUUGUUUUUUUUUUUUUUUACUUUCUCAUUUGUGUUUGUGUACAUUCUUUUAAAGAGUUCUUUUUUUCUUCUUUGAA